This is a messenger RNA of Pungitius pungitius (ninespine stickleback), 3690 nucleotides long. It is a transcript of the gene fbxl9, whose product is annotated as F-box and leucine rich repeat protein. The coding region runs from base 301 to 2274 and encodes 657 amino acids. The transcript has 11 exons. Gene Ontology annotation, cellular component: cytoplasm. Gene Ontology annotation, molecular function: protein binding. The record is from RefSeq and is a predicted model, not a curated record. NCBI's taxonomy places the organism in Eukaryota, Metazoa, Chordata, Actinopteri, Perciformes, Gasterosteidae.
GUUUUCCCUCUCGUCAGCUGAUCCGACUGAAGUGAACGGAAAUGAAGAACCUGCGGCGUGUGCAGCGAUGUCGCGUCGUGAGUUGACAGCAGUCGACGAGCCUCCCCGCGGGCUUCCAUCGAUCUGAUAUCGGUAGUUGCAUCGAUUGGUUAACCGUAAAGAAUGAAAGUUAUCAGCGGCCCCCCCUUCCGCACAAGCUGUUAGCUGUGUGCCGCUGUUAGCUAGCGGUUUUUUACCGAGGCAACGAGCCGCCGGUGAUGAUGGUCCGGAGUGGUUCAUUGUAACGAAGGAGAAGCUGCGAUGGAAGACUGCGAUGGGGACGACUCCAUGGAGACACCUGAUCUUCCCCUGGAGAUCAUAGUUUACAUCCUUGGCUUUCUUCACACAUCAGACAGGAAGGAAGCCUCGCUGGUCAGCCGCAGUUGGUACUAUGCAAGCCAGGACCUUCGCUUUCAGAAAAAUGUCACCUUCUCCUUUCCGGCUUCGGCCUCGUCCCUGGAGCUGAUCAAGGGUCUGGGCAGAAAGUCCCGCUGCAGUCUUAUAAUCAGCCAGCUCGAUGGGUUCAGUAUGUCCAGAUCACUGCUUCUGGAGGUGGGUCUGUGCUUGGGCUCCAAGUUGGAGAGCUUGUCCCUGCCUGGAAGCAGUAUAACAGAAGCCUCUCUGCUUGCACUCCUCCCCCGCCUCACCUCCCUCCGCAGGCUGGACCUCAGCGGCCUGGACAGCCUCUUCAUGUCCGGCGCGUUCCUCUCGAGGGAGGAGCACCGACAGCAGGUCAGGUCGGCUCUGUCCGGUCUGGAGGAGCUGGACCUGUCCGACCUGCGGUACCUCUCCGACGUCACCUUCAAUCGGCUCACCGGCUGUACCCCUCGCCUCCGCCGCCUCUCGCUGGCCGGCUGCCACAUCGCCUUCGAGUUCGACCCGUACCGAGGCUGCCCCGUGGGGGACGUUAAGGACUCCUCAGCGUUGCUGUCGCUGAGGAACCUCCGGAGGUUGUUAACGGAGCAGAAAUCCACCCUUGUUGCUCUGGACCUCAGCAGAACCUCGAUUACCCCCGAGUCACUACGCACUAUAGCUCAGGUCCAGGGUUUGUUCUUAGAGGAACUGAGUCUGCACGGCUGUAAGGAGCUCACGGAUUACUCCGUGGAGGUUCUGGUGAAGCACCAGCCGAGCAUCCAGAGACUGGACAUCAGUGCCUGCACGGAGCUGACCAGCAGGUCCGUAGAGGCCACAGCGCGGGGCCUCGAGUCGAUGACUCGGCUCUCCUUGUCCCGCAAUUGGAGGAUCACUGAAAAAGGCCUCGCCGAGCUGUUGUCCGUGUCGUCCCUGAGAAGGCUGGAUCUGUCCGAGUGCCUGCAUGUCAGCGGGACCGAGAUCGUCAAAGGCCUGACGGGAUCGUGUGCUGCCAGAGCACAGCUGGAGGCGCUCAGCCUCAAGGGCUGCACCUACAUCAGGGAUCUCGCGGUCUUUUCUCUGACUCAGCUUCUGGGGGAGUCCCUCCGCGAGCUCGACCUGACGUCGUGCGUCAACGUGACGGACCUGUCCGUGCGCGCCAUCGCCACGUACCUUCAGAAGCUGGUGGUCCUGCGGCUCGGCUGGUGCAAAGAAGUCACGGACUGGGGACUGCUCGGCAUCGUGGAAGCGGCCCAAUGUGAGCCCGACCAGGAGACGGGAGACAAGGGUCCGAGGUUUACCCGGACCUUCGGCAACAUGGGCUUCUUCAAGCCCCCGCGUUUGGCGUUUGAGGAGCGGCCCAAGCUGGUGACCCAGAACGACCUGCAGCAGUUCCGACAGCAGGCUGGCGCGUCCCUUCUGGCUCUCUGCAGGCUGCAGGAGCUGGACCUCUCGGCCUGCCCCAAGCUCACCGACAGCAGCGUCACGCAGGUGGUGCGUUACCCGAACCUUCGCCGCCUGUCGCUCUCCAUGCUGCCGGAGAUCUCUGACGCCAGCUUGGCCUCGGUCGCCCGGCACUGCCGCAGCCUCACCAGCCUGGCCCUCAGCCACUGCCCGGGGGUCAGUGACCUCGGGGUGGCGCAAGCCGCGCCUUACCUGCGCCGGCUGCAGCACCUCCACCUGUCCGGUUGCAACAACAUCACUGACAGGUCUUUGUUCCUCCUGGUGCAGCACUGUGGCCGCCUGCGAACGCUCGACAUCUCGAGGUGCAAAAACAUUUCGGUAACAGCUGUCGACGUCCUUCAAUCUCAGCUGCAUUUCUUCGAAAAUGUAAACUACAAAUAUAUAGGUGGGGCUGAUCCCUCCCUCUGUCCCACUGACUGAUUGAAUGUCCUCUGCUGGACGACUGCCAGGAGAUAACGUCACUUUCAGACCAAAGCUCGCGCUGCGGGUUUGGCUCUGUCCCAGUUUAGCACUUUGCCCACAAACCAAAGGAAAUGUUGAAAUAGUGGGCCAAUCUUGUCAGGCUCCUCGGGGUGAGACCGAGGCCACGUGAGUGACACUAAUGUGGGAGGUUACUUCUGCUGCCUGUACGGGUAACAUUGCACAUGUUUUGCGUAAUGCGUGGAUUCAAACGAAAAGAAUGCGAAGACAAAUUAUAUAAAGGACCGAAAAUGCUCAUUUUAUGUGGCGCAUCAUCACAGGGGGCCCAGUUCUCAUACCAGUACGUUUACAAUUACCUGUUGAAACCAAAACAAAACCAUGGAGGUAACUAAGAAAGUAGCACCACAAACAUCUCCGUGUAGUGAGAAUGUGAUUUUGUUGUCUUGUACGAUGUCGUCCAAACUAGACUCUGCUCAUCGUUUUUAAUUGAAAUGAAAUAACAAGCUGCUUUUUGAUAUGCUUCAAGGUAAACAGUAAAGAGAAAAAUGUUAUUAUUUAUUUAAUUAUUUCUGAUCCAAAAUUGCUAAAUGAGCUGCUGACUUUGCUUUAGAGCUUAAUAUGAGUAAAUGUAUGGUUUUCAAUAAAGGAAAGUAAGACUUAAUUCUUGUAUAGUAUUGGUGAAAUACUCCUAAUAACUUGUUUUAGUGAUUUAUUUUUAUUUCGUAACCACAUAAGAGGAGAUUUGUAUUUUUCUAACAAGGACAGUUCUAAGGUAGAAGUAAAGAUUGAUAUGAAGUCAAAUAGUUGUCCUAAAAUAGUUUUGUGUAAUUCUUAAUCUAUUGAUUGGAUUAGUUCAAUUGUGCUCUCAUUGUGCACUGACAUUUAUGAUGAUGAUAUGUAUGAUGUCAGCGCUCAUCACAAUCAUUAUGAAAAGGAGGAGGAAAGGAAUUGACCAUCACCACUUUUAAAGAUUUUGAACAGAAUUUAGAUAUUUUUUCAGUUCUGUAUUCUCCAUUUAUUCUUUAUUUAAUUUCCUAAAAAACUUACGUCUAAACAGAUACGUUUGAAAUUGAAUCCAAACAUGUAUUUAUUGGGCAAGACUGACUAUACUAAGAUAUUUCAUUUUUGUUUUUUUAAUCCCGUGAUUGCAUUUUUCCAAUUUUCUGUCCGCCUGGUCUCCUUUUUUAAUAAUAAACAUAAACUCAAUACUAAUGCGCAAUCAUGUUCGUGACCUUCUAUUUUUCCCGAGACAAACGGCUCUAGCAUAACAUGUGCGCUACAGUGAUGCAAUAUCAAUGUAUAACAUGAAUAUAAAAGAAACACAAACUGAAUCUGAAUCUCAGAAAUUUGGGCUUUUGAAAUGUCUUCUUCCUUGAUGGUUAUUGAUAAAAUAAACAUUUUAUAUACCUAAACAUA